Molecule: messenger RNA, 324 nt
Organism: Morchella importuna
Lineage: Eukaryota; Fungi; Ascomycota; Pezizomycetes; Pezizales; Morchellaceae
Exons: 4
Coding region: 1-324 (107 amino acids)
Source: RefSeq, a predicted model, not a curated record
AUGCAUGCGUACGCGGAAGGAGAGGAAAAAGAAAAGAAAAAAAAAGCCGUUACAGGCAAGCAGGGUGUUGCUGCUGCGGCUGAGAGAGACACUAGCACAGUAGCACUGGCCUGCACUGGCCUGCACUUUCUUGUCGUGUGGCUGGACUUAGACUGCGAAUGUAUGAUUUGCGAACUAAGGACUGAGGACUCUUCUCACAACCAGAUAUGGAAGGCAGUUACUUACUGGACUGGGCUGCUUGGCUGCUUCCCUGCCGUUCCUGUCGUUCCUGUUCCUGUUCCAGUGUGCACAGACAGGCUUUCGGAUCGUUCGGCGGAGAAAUGA